Musa acuminata AAA Group (dessert banana) is the source of this 2857-nucleotide messenger RNA. RefSeq names its product transcription factor AS1-like. The record is from RefSeq and is a predicted model, not a curated record. NCBI's taxonomy places the organism in Eukaryota, Viridiplantae, Streptophyta, Magnoliopsida, Zingiberales, Musaceae. The coding region runs from base 1665 to 2693 and encodes 342 amino acids. The transcript is spliced from 2 exons.
ACACGAACCCCGAAGCCAAGGAAGGGAGAGAGAGAGGAAGAGAAGGGUAAUUGGAUCGGCGAGGAAGAGGAGAGCGACGUAACCAGUCGCUGACACCAAAGACGAAGCGCCAGAGAGAGGAAGAGACGAGGUGGUGGAGGAAGAGGUCCAGUCUCCAUCGAUUCGUCUCCUUGUGCCGCGAAGCGCGCACUAAAACGCAAAUCUUUCCACCGCGCCCCUCUCUCUCUGUCUCUCUUCUCAGGGCCCAUGACUGUAUCUGCAGUACAGGUCCCGCCAUUGCCAUUGCCAGGCAUGGCCAUUUCCACCCACAGUGUGCCACCACCCCCCUUGGCAACCGCGCCUUCUGUUUUCUCUUUUCCCCUGCCUUCUCAUCUCUCUCCAAUGAUGCCACUUGCUCUCACAGUGAAAGUUCCCGUUCGUAUCGGGGCACACAGUGCCGGACCCCAACUGUUACUGCUUUCUACAGUUUCUACAAUUACUACGACGACGACGACGACGACGAAGAGGAGUUAAGGUGUCUCUUUAUUCACUGUUACUACGAUUACUGCUACGGCGACGACGACCAUGAGUAAAGUUAGUAUCUCUUAUCCCCCCGUGUAGAUAGAUUUGAGUGAGUCCAAUAUCUUUGGCAGAUCUGUAGCUCAGUAGCUCGUAUCGGGAGGGGUUUUACAUGCUUGAGGUAAGCGAGGAGACGGGUAGCUUUUGCCAUUAACUGGCAGCAGAGCUGCCGGUCCAGUCUUGUCUCGGAACGUAAUGGAUCCAUGAGGGAAGGCUGGUCGCUCAUGAGUUGGCAACGCAAGAAACAAAAAAGGGAAGGCUUCCCGUCGUACGACGCGAUGGUUCUUGGCAUGACAAAAAAUGCAAGCGCAGCACAGAAGAUCGCGCCACUCUCCGCCGGGGGGGCGGGGCGGGCAGAUUACCUCUGUAAGAUUGUCAGAUGUCCGGUUCCAUUGAUUUCUCUCUUCCAUCAUGCAUUUAUUACGUUCUUGUUCUUACACCUUCCCGUCUUUUGUAAGGAUGAAGGCACUGUUCCCAUCCGCUGGAUAAGUCUCAUGUCCCAAAGCAUGGAUUUAUCGUUUAUGCUGCUCCGCACUAGCCUACCCUCUGCCACUGUUCCACCUCUAAGCCACCUCUCUCUCUCUCUCUCUCUCUCUCUGGGGACAGGAAACCUUUAUCUUUUCUUUUCUUUUUAUCCUUCUUCUUAACAGUAAAGUAAAAGACAUCUUCCGUGGGAUCAAUGGAUGGGUUUCCGCCGUGUGCAAAUAUGAUCAUGGCAUCACGUUCCUUGCUCAAACAUUGACACGGCGCCCACCGCACUCCACUGUCCCUGUUGUGAGUAGUCUUUUACCCCGACGACCUUCCUCCCCUCACCCUUUCUCUUCCCAUCUCUCUCUUUCUUUACCACCUUUCGUCUUUUUGCCGUUCGCGUGCGUUUCCUUUACGUUGCUGUCCCGUCGCCCUGUCUCAACUUCCUCUUCCCUUAUAUUUGAAGCCCGCUUUGUUCGCCCUUGGCCAAAUAUUCCCUUUCCAUUUCGCUGCUGCUGCAUGGUUAUGCUAUGCCAUGCUAUGCUCUGCCCUUUGGAUCGAAGCUGCUAGCCAUCGGCAUCAUUGGAAGACCGUCAAAGCUAUGAGGCGCCAGAGGAGAUGGGAGUCGGCCACUGCAAAUGAAGGAUAGGCAGCGGUGGAGAUCUGAAGAGGAUGCUAUAUUGCGUGCGUACGUGAAGCAGUAUGGUCCCAGGGAGUGGCACCUCGUGUCCCAGCGCAUGAAUGUUACCCUCGACCGGGACGCCAAAUCCUGCUUGGAGAGGUGGAAGAAUUAUCUCAAGCCCGGCAUCAAGAAGGGAUCGCUCACCGAGGAGGAGCAGCGCCUGGUGAUAAGGCUGCAGGCCAAGCACGGCAACAAGUGGAAGAAGAUCGCGGCCGAGAUCCCCGGACGCACAGCCAAGCGGCUGGGCAAGUGGUGGGAGGUGUUCAGGGAGAAGCAGCAGCGGGAGCAAAGAGAGAGCAACAAGUCCGGGGCCGCCACCGCCGAGCCGGGCAAGUACGACCGCAUUCUCGAGAGCUUCGCCGAGAAGCUGGUUAAGGAGCAGCGGGCCGUCCCACUGCUCAUGGCCACGCCAUUCCUUCCACCGUGGCUGUCGAACAAUGCCGGCUCCCGCAGGCCGCCGUCGCCAUCGGUCACACUUACACUCUCACCUUCCACCGUCCCUCCUGCUCCUAAGCCCUGGCCGCAGCCUGAACGAGGAGGAAACGGUGGUUUGGGGCUGACAACCUCUCAGCGCAGCGUGGUGCCGGGGUUCGCCAGUUCGGUCGACGGCAACAUGAUGUCGGAGCUGGUCGACUGUUGCAGAGAGUUAGAGGAAGGGCAUCGAGCGUGGAUGGAGCACAAGAAGGAAGCGGCAUGGAGGCUGAAGAGGCUGGAGCUGCAGCUGGAGUCGGAGAAGGCUUGCAAGAGGAGGGAGAAGAUGGAGGAGAUCGAGGCCAAAGUGCGAGCACUCAGGGAGGAGCAGCAGGUGGUGCUGGAGAGGGUCGAAGCAGAGUACAAGGAGCAGAUCGCGGGGUUGAGGAAGGAUGCGGAAGCAAAGGAACAGAAACUAGCGGAUCAGUGGGCUGCGAAGCAUAUGCGGCUGAGCAAGUUCCUUGAGCAGGUGGGCUGUCGCCAGUGGCCACCGGCCGACAUGAAUGGGCGGUGAGGAUGAACCUCCCUACCUGCCGUGGAACCUGAAGCUUAAGCCAAUAACUCAUCUGUUCGUCUCUAUUGCCUUCAUCCUCUCUUCCGAAGAAGAAAUCCCAGUUUAUCUAUUUGUACUGCCUCGAUCUAACUGUUCCCAGUAAUUGAAUAUGCUGCAAUCGUCUA